Apodemus sylvaticus (European woodmouse) is the source of this 5452-nucleotide messenger RNA. RefSeq names its product protein phosphatase, Mg2+/Mn2+ dependent 1K (gene Ppm1k). The transcript has 7 exons. Lineage: Eukaryota; Metazoa; Chordata; Mammalia; Rodentia; Muridae. Gene Ontology annotation, biological process: protein dephosphorylation. Bases 368 to 1486 code for a protein of 372 amino acids. The record is from RefSeq and is a predicted model, not a curated record. Gene Ontology annotation, molecular function: protein serine/threonine phosphatase activity; cation binding.
CUGUAAUUGGUUCAGAUUGAGGGCGGGCAAGGAGUUCUGCAGAGCACCAACUGGCUAAUGUUGCUGUCAAUCAUCAGAAAGAGACUCCUCCGGAUCUCCAUUUGGCCAGCUGCGGUUGAAUUUUUUUUUUCUCGAGAAUUUCCAGGAGUGGAGGAGACUGUAGCUUCCCUAAUUGCUUGCUCUGGAGAUCAGCAUCAACAGAGAAGUCAGUCUAAUUUAUCAUCCAAGAAAGCCUUCCCUUCCUUCCAUAACACAAUUAAGAAACUCACAGACCUCGGGCCAUCACGAGGUACAUCAUUUUUCUUCACGGAAUUCUCUUACUGCUCUAUUUGUCUUUCCCUGUGACUGGGGCCUUUGGAGUUGCAUUAUGUUAUCAGCGGCCUUCAUUACUUUGGUGAGAAGUGGUGGGAACCAGGUGAAGAAGAGAGUGCUGUUAAACUCCCUUCUCCUGCAGGAUCACAGGCAGGUGACUCCUGCCUGCUACUGCUCCACUUCGGAGCCCAGGUGUUCUCGGUUUGAUCCUGACGGAAGUGGGCAGCCAGCCACUUGGGACAAUUUUGGGAUCUGGGAUAACCGCAUUGAUGAGCCAAUUCUGCUGCCACCUAGCAUCAAGUAUGGCAAGCCAAUUCCCAAAAUUAGCCUGGAGAACGUGGGCUCUGCCUCCCUCAUCGGCAAACGGAAAGAGAACGAAGAUCGGUUUGGGUUUGCACAACUGACAGAAGAGGUGCUAUACUUCGCAGUCUAUGAUGGACAUGGGGGCCCUGCAGCUGCUGACUUCUGUCACACACACAUGGAGAAAUGUGUUAUGGAUUUGCUUCCUCGGGAGAAAGACUUGGAAACUGUCCUGACCUUGGCCUUUCUAGAAAUAGACAAAGCCUUUUCAAGUUAUGCCCACCUGUCUGCUGAUGCAAGCCUCCUGACUUCUGGGACUACUGCAACAGUAGCCCUGCUGAGAGAUGGUGUUGAACUGGUGGUAGCCAGUGUUGGAGACAGCCGGGCUCUUCUGUGUAGAAAAGGAAAACCCAUGAAGCUGACCACUGACCAUACUCCAGAAAGAAAAGAUGAGAAAGAAAGGAUCAAGAAAUGCGGUGGUUUUGUAGCUUGGAAUAGUCUGGGACAGCCCCAUGUGAAUGGCAGACUUGCGAUGACAAGGAGUAUCGGAGACUUGGAUCUUAAAGCCAGUGGUGUAAUAGCAGAGCCUGAGACAACAAGGAUUAAGCUCUACCAUGCCGAUGACAGUUUCCUGGUCCUCACCACAGAUGGGAUUAACUUCAUGGUGAAUAGUCAAGAGAUCUGUGACUUUGUCAACCAGUGCCAUGAUCCUAAAGAAGCAGCACAUGCAGUGACUGAGCAGGCAAUACAGUAUGGUACUGAAGACAACAGCACCGCAGUAGUGGUGCCCUUUGGUGCCUGGGGAAAAUACAAGAACUCUGAAAUUACCUUCUCAUUCAGCAGAAGCUUUGCCUCCAGCGGGCGAUGGGCCUAAUCGCCAGCUCUGUCUCCGUGUUCCCAUGCAGCAGUGUGUCAGGGUUUAAGAAAAACUGGUAACACGCAGAGGGCAACCUGUAUCUGUGUGUCAUUGUGACCUGAUAGAUCCCAACAGAGUAUAAGCUUACCAGCCACAUACCCAGUAGUAUUUUCAUAAAUUCUCAUCAUCAUUAUGGACAACUGCACAUGCUCAGUGUAAACACCGUAACACAGCUGUGGAGCCGUUGUGUGUCUCUGAGCUGAAUGGGAGAAGUGGUUUUCGUCAUUUGAUGAGUGAUAAAUAUAUGUGUUUCCUUUGUAAGGCUAGAGAUUGAAUCUGGGGCUUUCUAAUUAUUUAAGACUAAGAAGCAGAUUUAGUUUCUUUUUAUUAAGUUGUUUAUUCAGUUGGACAGGUUUUUUCCUGAAUUUUGAUAGCUAGUCUAUGUGCUAUUUGCAAGUGUUUCUUUUCCCCUUCUCUGUUGAAAGGUCCUCACUGGCUGACCUUGAAUUCCUGACUAUAAAUGGUCUUCCUACUCACCUUCCCGAGUACCUUUUAAUUUUUAAUUUUUUAGACAGAACAAGCAUAGAUUUUUUUGAAGAAGAAUAAGAGCAUAUACCCAGAGGAAGGAGGAAUCCCAAGGGAGGCAUACAGGGUUGUUUUUGAAUAAAUGUGCCAAUGAGUAAUAAUAAAACCUAGGUUCUCUGUUACUGAGUCGUGCACUCUGGAUCACUUAUUAGUAAGUUUAACCUUGCAAAAGACAUGGCUAAUGUGUAUACAUAUUUAUAAAUAGCUCUCUUGUGUAUUUUAAAUAUUUGUAGCCCUUCCCCAUCCACUCUAUUUUUAUGGAGUUAAAUAUGCUAUAUAGUUGUCACUGUUCCUUAAUCUCCAGAGAAGAAUGUACAGAGUCUUUGGCCAAAAUAUGUAAAGUAGGACACAGACAGUGUCGGUCUUGUGUCAGCUUGUUGCCGUGUGUUUUGUGUAUAGUAUGUUUAUAUCACUUUUCUGUGCACACAGUAAGCAAGUUGGGUCUUUUGUUAGUAAAGAUAACAUUACAAUGACUUAUACUGCUAUAGACAUAGCUUGUGGUUUUAUGUCUUCAAUAUCCUCAUUUCUAAGAUUCCUUCGAAAAAAAUAAAUCUUUUAAAAAGGAUGUUCAGACAUGUCAGCUUGCUAAGUAAAUUAGGGGUGUAAAUCCACACUCCUUUUACAUGCAUGUAAAAUUUCUGUCAAACUGUGAAUCCCUGGAUGUGUGUUUGGAAUUAAUCUAUAUUUUCACAGGGUAAUGUAAAUGUGGUAUAUGUGCAGUGAGUGUAUAUAUGUAUAUUUUGAAGUAAUAUAAAAUUAAAGGGAACAAUCUUGUGGCGCAUUUAUCAGCUAGCUGUAAAUUAUUGAUAUAUUUAUCACUAAGGACACUCAAACACAUUGAGUGUCAGAUUCUCUGUAGUAAAGAAUCAGUGGUCAUUGGUAGAUAACCACUAUGGAUUAAAAAUAAAUAUGGGGGCCAGGUUUGGUGGCCUGUACCUAUGAUCUCAGGACUUAAGGAGGAGACAAGAGAAUCAGGAUGGUAACUUUGAAAUAAGCCUGAGCUACAGAGCAAGUUCCAGGGUAGCCUGAGCCACAGCUUGUCUCCCAAAACAAAAUAUCAACAACUAUGGCUAUAAGAGGCAUGUUAUUAUGUGUGAUUUAUGUGGGUAACCAAAGAACAGGGACAGACAUAUUGUCAUGUGGUAAUUCAAAUAUAAAGUUAUGGAAUAUGAGAAAAACAGAAAAAGUUGAAAGUGACUUGGAAUUUUGUGGCAGAAACAAAAGGAAAAUAAUGAAAUAUAUAUACCUUCAAGUCUGGCAUGUUUUUCUGCUUUAACUGUUGUUUAAAAUAUUUAGUAGGAAUAAGGAAUAAAUUCUCAAUAAAGAAUUUAAGGUCUUUUCAUGGAUGUUAGUUGAAAGGAACAACAUUUUUCAGGCAUGUUAGCUUACCUGUGCAGUUCCAGCAUCUGGAGAGGUUGAGGCACAGUAACCCUGAAUAGCAAGACCCCAUGUCAAGGGACAACAUACACGGGAAGGAAUAGAAUAUGUGCUCGCUGUCCAGGGAGGCAUGGGAGACUAGCAGAGCUUGGGGCUUUCUGGUUGAAUCAGGUGUUGGAAAAAUAUGACGAAAACGACUUUUAAGAGUCUGAAGAACUUGUGAACUAAUAUGCACAGCAGAAUUCUCAAGCAUAAAAAUGGCAACGUGGUGUGUGUGCUCCAUGUCUGUUUUAUGUUCUUCACAGUGCCAUUCCUCCUCCCCCUUUUACUUUGAAACUAGGAUUGGGAGUGAGCUUGUGAUGUUCAGAGGUUUGAGGGUCAUUCGCAGAUGAAGGUGGGUUCUAGACCUGACAAGGGGGACUCUGUAGAUGACCUUUGGGUGCGUUUGAGCCUGUUUCAUCAGGAACAGGUCUUUGAUGAUAGUGGUGAGGUUAGUGGUGAGGUUAGUGGUGAGGUGUGUGGGGGGCAGACUUGUCUCAGUCUCCUGAGUGCUGAGAUUAUAGGCCUGUGCAUUCAUGCGUGAUUUUACCUGAAAGAAAUUUAAAACCCAAAUUCAGUCAUCCUUGAUUAAGCAUAAAAAGUACUGGUCUCCAUAGGAGCUGGGCUGCAUCCUUUCCUGUAGGUGUUCUUAACAUACAUUUGUUAAGAUCAAACCUGAAUAAAACUACAUGUUAAUUUUAAAAAAUACAUGUGUCUUUAUUUUCUAAGUCUUGGUAUUAAAAUAUAAUUUAAAGAGUAUAUUAUAAGCCUUACUGAUAAGUACAUAUGUGUGCCUCUGUUAUUGGAAAUGGUACAAGAGUGGAAAAUAAGGGACUGUUCUUACAUGCUUUUUAUUUAGUAUUAAUUUAGCUAGGGGAUUGCCAUGUGGGUAUAAAUGGUAUAAUAUGGAAAGUGUAUUGUAUUUAUGUGUGCCUCUCAUUUACAUACAGUAUGUAGAAAAUUUGUGUUGCCAUCAGUUAUUUGGUGAAAUGUUAUUAAAAGGUAUUGUGAUAGCUUAUAAUCAUAAUUCUUAAGUAUUUUAUCAAUUCAAGAGUAAAUGUUGUCCUGCUUCCUGUCAGCUGUUCACUUGUUAGGAUUCUCUGUGUCUCUUAGCUGCUUCAAAUCCAGGCUUCUUUUCCCCCUCUCGGGUCAAAGGAUCCCUUGGGUCUCGGGUCAAAGGAUCAGUUUUGCUUCUGUAUGUUAUGUGAUAUGAGUUUUUCCAUAUUACAGCAUUAAAUAAUUUGUAUUUUGAAGAGGUAGUAGCAUUUAUAUAAUCUGAAAUACAGAAAUCAUUUAAAAUUUGACUAUUAGUUAAUUUUCUAAGAAUGGACAUGGAAUUAAUAUCAUGGUAACAUAACAUGUUUUCAUGUUAUGAAAUGUUUCUGGAUGGGACCUAGAGAGCUCACACUUGGAGUUAUACAACUGUAGCCAUGUGUUUGUGUUUUUCUUUCUGUGAGGGUUUCCCAUGUACCUGUGCAUGUAAAACAUGGGACCAUAAUAUUUGGGCUGUUCCCAUACAUUGAAUUUCUUAGUUUUCAUUAUGAGAAUGGCUUCAGCGGGAAUGACAAGUUGUGUUUAACAAGAUGAAGAAAACAAAUGUUGACUCCCCUGCUGCUUUGGGCAGCUGGAAGAAGACCAGAAGUUUCUGUGGCAGCUCCCAUUGAUUGAUUGUUGGUUGGAAUGGUCCAUGGUAUUACAGAAUUCUGGACUGUGAGAACUCAGAUGUGUCCCACCACCAAGAGCGACUGACCGGUGGUUGGGUUCCAGUACAAAAGUCAGCACUGUAGUAUGACCUAAAUUAACUGGAUUUCUGCUGCAUUUCUCUUGUGAAUAUUUCUUUUGUAAUUUGUCAAUGUCCUACUUGGUACAAUACGAUUGUAGCAAGUUAAUGUGCUGGAGUAACUGUGAACAAACCAAAAUCACCGGUCUCAAUGUUGAAAACAUCUUAAUAAAAUGCACAUAAUAAACUUUUCCUAACCCCCA